UGCACCGAAAGUGAAACCCGAAAUUCUAAUAAAUUUCCUCAAAAAAAUUCUAAUGAACGCAUGAAAAAGUUGGGCAAUUUGGGCAAGGUUAAGGGAGAAACGAAAUUUUAAAAUGAAUAAGGAACAAGAAGAAAUUCAUCUCAUCAAAAAUAUAGUUCGCGAAGUUAUACGAGAAUGUCAGUACCACCACGUAGAAGUGGAUGCCGAUUUCGCAUCUUACUAUGUAAAUUUACUUAAACUAGAUCCGAAUAGAGGUUUGAAAAAAGACUUGCUGCACAAGCGGGAGCAAAUUCAACAAUUUAUAAAAUAUGUCGUGGCUCGAAUGAGAAACACGAACGACCCUAGAAUUGCAACUCUCAAACUUCAGCACACAUUUGAGAUUUCCUUUGAUUCGGCAGAGCAAGCUGUAAGAAAAUAUCGCAAAUAUUUAGAUGACCGGUUAUACUCUUUGAUAAUGGCUAUUAUUGAGCCUGAACGGCCUUUGCAAGAAAAAGAAUUCUUGAGAAGGGUUGUCUAUUACAUAACGAUUGCGUCUGGACUUGGAAAUCCUAAAGAGAAACUAGUAUAUCGAGAAGUUCAUCGCGUGCUGAAGAGCAUCCUGAAGUCGGAGGAAAUAAGAGCAUUUCCAACUCUCCUUCACAUCGUUCGACGUGAAACAAUAUAUACCCUAUUGCAACUUACAACCGGAAUACGACUCUAUAAUCAAAAAUGCGAAAAAGGAGGACAAGGCAUACCAAACUUGCCUUCGCUUCUACAAAAUGGAAUCCUGGCAAUUAAAAGUAAUAUCGAAACCACUUUAGAAAUAAUGGAAUACCGUGCACAACUAUUGACUCAGUAUGCCUUGACAAAUAUACAAUAUACGCGAAUUAGGGACGGAUAUGGCUUGAAACUGAUUGGGGUUAAGAAGAAAAAUGAUUUUUUUUACUUGAAGGAGCUUAUUUUAGUUUACAGACAAGCAUGCGAAAACUUCAGAAGUUUAAUAUCAUAUUUGAAGAACUUGGAAACCAUGAGGGGCAUUUUGUUUCAAGAAUUUGAAGAAACUGUAAACCGGUUGAACGCAGUUGUGAUCCCAAAACUCCAUCAAGCUGUUGGCCAAGUAUUUCCACACUUUAAAACAUUGCACAAUAUCUGGACAAAGUGGCAAGACCACGGAAUCCGACUCAAAGAAAUAUAUAACUCGUUUAAUAGUCAACACAGAAUGGUAUUUUCCAUGCAGUUUGAUGUAAACAUCCUGAAUUUGGACAUUAAAGACGCUAGUUGGACAAUUAUUAAAAACGAAAACCACAAACAACUAUUCCCUGGGAGUAUUUCCGAAAAACUUCAUCAUGACUACAACAACCAACAACUUGAAUUUAGAGGUUUUUGCUGUUGGACUUUAAUAGAAACGGAUGGAUUGUUAGUGCCAGGAAAACCUGAAAAAGGAGUAAUGAGAUACAAAAAUGGCAACUAUGCGUUUUCAUCCAAUAUAGCUGCGCCUUCUUUUAUGAAAUCUCCAGAAAAAUGCAUGGCCAGAGCAUUGGAAUUAGCCCGACGAGAAGUCCAUCUUAUAAAAUUCCUUAAUUUGGAGCAAACUUUAAGAAAUCUGGCUGACGCGAAACUGCUAAUAAUAAGAGAUCAAACUGCAAAAAUAGAACAAACGCGUUCGGCGGUACAAACUGAAAUUCAUCCUAUAACCCAAAAUAUGCAACGCGACUACCAAUGGAACAUCUGGGAAUAUAAAAGAGCCGUAUUAAGAAUGGCGAAUGUGAUAAAUUCGAGAACAGUUUCGACGGAAACCGCCAAGAACCAAUUCGAAUCCUCGCAUCACACCCAAACGCACGAGAUGAAGGAAAAAUAUACACAGAGCAGGAAAGCAAAAUAUACCAACACCGCACAAACCAUGAAAUUUAUUACCGGUCUUAGAGAUAAGAGAGUCCUUAGGCCUACACUAAUAACCAAACAUAUCGAAUAAACAAGA
This is a messenger RNA of Cylas formicarius (sweet potato weevil), 1957 nucleotides long. RefSeq names its product cilia- and flagella-associated protein 206-like. Gene Ontology annotation, cellular component: ciliary basal body; axoneme. Bases 113 to 1951 code for a protein of 612 amino acids. Gene Ontology annotation, biological process: regulation of cilium beat frequency. The transcript has 10 exons. The record is from RefSeq and is a predicted model, not a curated record. NCBI's taxonomy places the organism in Eukaryota, Metazoa, Arthropoda, Insecta, Coleoptera, Brentidae.